AUGGAGGCUGCACCUAUAGUCGAUUCCGCGCUUGCUCGUACAGCGGGCCAUCUGAUGGCGGCUAAGAUGUUCUCGCUGGCCUCCUGUGUCAUGCUCUUCUACGAUAUCGUUCUCACCUUCGGCGACGAGGUUGAGAAGAAUCGCUAUCUAUCACCCCUAGGCUAUAUCGUUAUAAUUGUAUCAUUCCACGAUCCUUGGCCGAAGUCGAUAUGCAAUCGUUACGUUCUAUUCCCCGAAGCACUGAAGGUAUGCACGUCCGUAGCUAUUGGCAUCAUUUUCAUCCUGAGACUGUACGCAAUAUACUCCGGAAGUCGCAUCAUAGUAGUAUGUGCGGGUCUUCUGCUCGCUGCCCAACUUGGGGUUAAAACGUGGGCAUUCACCGACGGAACGAGCCUCAGUUUACCGCCUGGUCUCACGGGUUGCAUUUUAGUUGGGAAGUCACCGCCCGGCGAAAGAUUUGUUUAUACUUGGAUUGCAGAACUUGUUUUCGAUUCAGUUAUUUUCUUCGCAACGCUGGGCCGUACAUUUUACUUAUACCAUACGACGAAGCGGAAUACUUCCACCCUCAUUGAACUUAUUAUGAGAGACGGCAUUAUAUACUUCGCCGUCAUCUUCGUAGCAAACCUUGUCACCGUCCUUAUCUUCCUGUUUGCACCUCCGGAUAUCAAAGCUAUCAACGCCAGUUUUAGUACUUUGAUAACAAGCCUGAUGGUGUCUCGACUCAUGUUGAACCUGCGAGGCUUCCUCGAGCAUGACCGACGCGUGUCAGUCCUCCCUCCGUCGCAGUAUGGAUUCGAGAUGAGGGCCUCCACCAGAGCAUCCUCUGGAGUCUCGAAAGAUCCGGUCUGA
Pleurotus ostreatus (oyster mushroom) is the source of this 849-nucleotide messenger RNA. RefSeq lists its product as uncharacterized. The record is from RefSeq and is a predicted model, not a curated record. The transcript has 14 exons. Bases 1 to 849 code for a protein of 282 amino acids. Lineage: Eukaryota; Fungi; Basidiomycota; Agaricomycetes; Agaricales; Pleurotaceae.